CUAUUCGGGACUUUGUGCCUGGCAGCUUCAGGGGUGAAUAGCCUUCAGCCCAUCAUUGUUUCUCUGAGGGCUGUACUUUGAAACAACACCUAGACUACUUCAAGGUUAUCAGAUUGACGAACGCUAAUCUCGCUCCUUAAAAGUCACCCUAAUCGGAGCCCCAUAGGGCUGUAAUCAAGGAAUCAUUGAUCCAUAACCCGAUUAUGGCCAUAGAAGAAGAACAGGAGAAGCUCAAGGCCGAGUUCGACUCCAAGCUCGGCCCAGACGCUUUUCAUGAGGGUUGGCAAUCACUCCUAAAAGUUGACUCAGCCUUCUUUUCUGCCAGCGUAUCACUGGCAAGCGUACCACGACGGAAAUCUUAUCUUUCACGCAAAGAACAGGUUUUGAUCGCCCUUGCUGUCGACUGUGCUGCAACGCAUUUGUACGCGCCUGGUAUUCGUGAGCAUGUCACCUCCGCAGCGAAAGAGGGAGCUACUAGAGACGAAAUCCUCGAAGUCAUCGAACUAUCUAGUACUCUAGGAAUACACGCUUGCAAUAUCGGGGUUCCUCUACUUGUGGAGGUAUUGAAGGAAGAAGGAAAGUAUCUUGAAGAUAUAACCCGGCCGUUUGAUCAGACACAACAGAAUUUGCAGCAAGAGUUUACGGAGAAGCGCGGGUAUUGGCAUACUUUCUGGGAAGAUUUCUUACGACUUGAUCCUGAAUUCUUCGCGGGAUAUUUGGAAUUCUCGAGCUUGCCGUGGAUCAAGAAUGUAGAGGGUACCAGUGGAGAGGGCAAAGGGGCUCUUGAACCUAAGUUGAAGGAGCUUGUAUACUGUGCUUUUGAUGCCGCUUCGACGCACCUCUAUGUUCCUGGGCUGAAACUCCAUAUGCGAAAUGCUCUCGGUUAUGGCGCAACUCCGCAGGAAAUACUAGAAGUGCUUGAGAUCGCGACGCUAUUGAGUUUGCACACAGCCCAUGUGGCAGCACCCAUCAUAGAGGAGCUGACUGGAGCUUCUAAUUGAAAACGAUUGCAGGAUCUUACAGACUCAUGCUGAGGCUUUGUAUGAGCAGGUCAUAUAAUGAGAUUUCUAUCUAUAUCUGAUAUUUAAAGUUAGGAGAUCUGUCAGUAAAUGAUGCAUCGGCGUAUACAGCCCCUUCAUUCAGAAUCUUGUCUUUAGACGCCUGGCGCCUUGUGUAUAUCGUCCACAUAAUCCACCAAC
Molecule: messenger RNA, 1199 nt
Organism: Xylaria bambusicola
Lineage: Eukaryota; Fungi; Ascomycota; Sordariomycetes; Xylariales; Xylariaceae
Product: AhpD-like protein
Exons: 2
Coding region: 204-1001 (265 amino acids)
Molecular function (GO): peroxiredoxin activity
Source: RefSeq, a predicted model, not a curated record